AGAGAGGAAAAAAUAAAAAAAUAAAACAAAAGUAGUGGAGCUGUUGGAGGAAGGGGGGCUGCGCGCUGAGGGUCUGCGGCUCAGAUGCUCCCUGUGGAUGGAGCUGAACGCACAACUUCUCUACCGUCCUCCCGCCGCUGCAGCUGCUGCCGGACUUCCCUCCAGAACCGGGGUCCUGUGACGAACCGAGCUGUGGACUUUACUUGUACCUGCCAGCAUGCGUCCUGCAGCCCUGCUGCUGCUGCUGCUGGCCGCCAGGACCUGCGCGGACAGCACGGAACGAGUAACAGCUGGCUGCACCUUCGAUGAAGACUCAGACUCUGGUUUAUGUGAGUACAAYCAGGGCCAGGAGGACGACUUCGACUGGCAGCUGAUCAGGACCUACAGCUGGCCACACCCAACCACCGAUCUUCUGCCAGGGUCCUUUAUGAUGGUGAAUUCCUCACAGCAUAUGGGGGCCCAGCGAGCUCAGCUGCACCUGCUUCCUCUCAGUGAGAACGACACCCACUGCAUCCAGUUCAGCUACUUCCUGUACAGCCGUGACGGCCACAGUCCAGGGGCCCUCCAGGUUUAUAUUCGAGUCAAUGGAGGCCCCAAAGGCAGUGCUGUAUGGAACAUCUCUGGCUCUCAGGGCCACCAGUGGCACCAGGUGGAGCUCGCAGUCAGCACCUUCUGGCCCAGUGAAUACCAGGUCAUCUUUGAAGCCACCGUUUCUGAUGAUCGGCAGGGCUACAUCGCCUUGGACGACACUGUGCUGCUCAAUUACCCCUGUUACAAGGUGGCUCAUUUCUCUCGGCUCGGUGACGUGGAGGUGAACGCCGGGCAGAACGCCUCCUUUCAGUGUGUCGCCACUGGAAAAGUUUCUGAGACGGAGCCCUUCCUGCUGGAGCGGAGAAACGGCGCCGUGCUCAACACUUCCUCUCUGUCGUGGCUGAGCCACAAACGGCUGAUGGCGACGUUUCAGGUGGAGGCYCAGCGUGGAGAGCAGGACCUGUACCGCUGCAUCACCCUGUCCCCCAGAGGAGCCGCCGUCUCCAACUUUGGAGAGCUUAUCGUCAGAGUGCCCCCGACACCAAUCGCACCCCCCCAGCUGCUGCGGGCAGGUCCCACCUACCUGAUUAUCCAGCUCAACACCAACUCCAUCGUUGGAGAUGGACCGGUCAUUCGUCGGGAGAUCCAGUACAGGGCCAGCCAGUCAACCUGGACUGAGACUCACAUUGUGGGCUCUCUUACCUACAAGGUCUGGCACCUGGAGCCAGACACAGAGUACCAGAUCAGUGUCCUGCUCACACGGCCCGGGGAGGGGGGUACCGGAGCACCUGGACCACCGCUCGUCAGCAGGACAAAGUGUGCAGAGCCUAUGCGGGCCCUGCGGGGUCUCACYGCCACAGAGAUCCAGCCUCGACAGUUGGCCCUUCAGUGGGAGCCACUGGGCUACAACCUGACCCGCUGCCACACGUACUCCUUAUCCCUGUGCUACCGCUACUCCACGCCAGCAGGGAGCAGCGGAGGGAACAARGCCACGGUCCGGGAAUGCCUAUCGGUGGACCGCAACACUUCUCACUUCACCRUGAGGGACCUGCCGCCCUUUCGCACGGUCCACGUGCGGCUGGCGCUGUCCAACCUGGAGGGCAAGAAGGAGAGCAGGGAGGUCACGUUCCAGACGGAGGAAGACAUUCCUGGAGGCAUUGCUCCGGAGUCCUUGACUUUCACUCCGCUUGACGACAUGAUCUUCCUCAAGUGGGAGGAGCCUGUAGAACCCAACGGUCUGAUCACACAGUAUGAGAUCAGCUAUCAGAGUAUUGAGUCUUCUGACCCGGGUAUUAAUGUCCCCGGUCCUCGUCGUACUGUAUCCAAACUGAGGAACGAAACCUACCACAUGUUCUCGGGCCUGUAUCCUGGAACCACCUACCUGGUGUCGGUCCGAGCCCGCACCGCCAAAGGCUUUGGCCAGACCGCGCUGACUGAGAUCACCACCAACAUUUCUGCUCCGGUGUUCGACUAUGAAGACAUUCCCUCUCCGCUGAGCGAGUCAGAGAGUACCAUCACGGUUCUGCUUCGCCCUGCCCUGGGGAGAGGAGCUCCUGUCAGUGCGUACCAGGUGGUGGUGGUGGAGGAYGAUGGGUCCCGACAGGUGAGGAGGAGGGAGCUGGGCACCGUGGACUGUUUCCCUUCUCCAAACUCCCACAACGAGGCCCAGCUCAAAGGCUCCCCUCAUUACUACACAGCUGAGCUGGCUCCCAGCAGUCUGCCGGAGGCCACGCCCUUCACCGUGGGCGACAAUCACACCUACAACGGCUACUGGAACAGUCCUUUAGACCCCACCAAGAACUACCUGGUCUACUUCCAAGCCACCAGCAACUUCAGAGGGGAGACCAGAAUAAACUGCAUUCGGAUUGCUCGCAAAGCUGCCUGUAAAGACUCCAAAACGGCUCUGGAGGUAUCCCAGCACACUGAGGACAUGGGUCUGAUCCUGGGAGCUUGUGCUGGAGGUCUGGUGGUCCUCAUUCUGCUGCUGGGGGCCAUCGUCAUCAUCGUGAAGAAGGGAAGGGACUUCUAUUCUUAUCCCUAUUACCCCAGGAAGAAGGUGGCCAUCAACAAGGCAGCCAUGUCCUACAGGCAGGAGAAGAGUCGAAAGCUGAGCUCGUUGGACUGCAGCAUGACGGAGCAGAGCACGCUGCAGCAGGAUGAGAGGAUGGCCCACUCCUUCAUGGACGCCCACAGCUGCAACACUCGAAAUGAGCAGCGGAGCUCCGUUAAUGAGUCCAGCAGCUUACUGGGAGGCUCACCCCAACGUCACUGUCAGAGGAAGAGCUCCCCUUAUCACACGGGCCAGCUCCACCCUGCUGUGAGGGUGGCUGACCUCCUGCAGCACAUCAACCAGAUGAAGACAUCCGAGGGCUACGGCUUCAAGCAGGAGUAUGAAAGUUUCUUCAACGGCUGGGACGUGACGAAAAAGAAAGAUAAAACCAAAGGAAAACACGACAGCUUGCUCAGCCAUGAUCGACAUCGGGUCAAGCUCCACUCUCUGCUUGCAGACCCCAGUUCUGAAUACGUCAACGCAAACUACAUCGAUAUUCGGAUAAACAGGGAAGGUUACCAGAGAUCCAACCACUUCAUUGCCACUCAAGGGCCCAAUCAAGAGAUGAUCUAUGAUUUCUGGCGGAUGGUUUGGCAGGAGAACUGCUUUAGUAUCGUCAUGCUCACCAAGCUGGUGGAAAUCGGCAGGAUUAAGUGCUGUAAGUAUUGGCCUGAUGACACUGAGCUGUAUGGUGACAUUAAGAUAACACAGCUGAAGACAGAAACUCUGGCUGAGUACACGGUGCGCACCUUCGCCAUGGAGAGGAGAGGUUACCCUGCUAAACAUGAGGUGAGUCAGUUCCACUUCACCUCCUGGCCGGAGCACGGCGUGCCGUACCACUCCACUGGCCUGCUGGCUUUCCUGCGCCGUGUCAAGGCCUCCACACCUCCUGAUGCUGGACCUGUGGUGGUCCACUGCAGUAUGGGGGCAGGCAGGACCGGCUGCUACAUCGUGCUGGACGUCAUGUUGGAUAUGGCUGAGUGUGAAGGAGUGGUGGACAUCUACAAYUGUGUAAAGACCCUGUGUUCCCGUCGGAUCAACAUGAUCCAGACUGAAGAGCAGUAUGUCUUCAUCCAUGAUGCCAUCCUGGAGGCUUGCCUGUGUGGAGAAACUGCCAUCCCUGUUUCUGAGUUUUCCCUCACCUAUAAGGAGAUGCUGAAGAUCGACUCUCAGAGCAACACCUCCCAGCUCAGAGAGGAGUUUCAG
This is a messenger RNA of Austrofundulus limnaeus, 3787 nucleotides long. RefSeq names its product receptor-type tyrosine-protein phosphatase U. NCBI's taxonomy places the organism in Eukaryota, Metazoa, Chordata, Actinopteri, Cyprinodontiformes, Rivulidae. The record is from RefSeq and is a predicted model, not a curated record. Gene Ontology annotation, cellular component: membrane. Gene Ontology annotation, molecular function: protein tyrosine phosphatase activity; protein binding. Gene Ontology annotation, biological process: protein dephosphorylation.